Molecule: messenger RNA, 2860 nt
Organism: Lucilia cuprina (Australian sheep blowfly)
Lineage: Eukaryota; Metazoa; Arthropoda; Insecta; Diptera; Calliphoridae
Gene: Mcm6
Product: DNA replication licensing factor Mcm6
Exons: 4
Coding region: 172-2652 (826 amino acids)
Biological process (GO): mitotic DNA replication; double-strand break repair via break-induced replication; DNA replication initiation
Cellular component (GO): nucleus; MCM complex
Molecular function (GO): ATP binding; single-stranded DNA binding; single-stranded 3'-5' DNA helicase activity
Source: RefSeq, a predicted model, not a curated record
UACAAGCAGCUGUCAGUGUAAAUUGGCGUGUGUUUUUCUUUAUCGGCUUUUUAGGAUUUUUGUAAACUUUUAUUGGUUUAUUUUAUAAAAAUCAGUUAAAGCGGUUGUUUGUUAUUCAUUUUAUAAGUUAUUUUGUUUUGUUGUUAAAAGUAUUUACACUAAAAAUAAACUAUGGAUGUAGCUGAUGCUAAUAUUGGUCAACUGCGUGUUAAAGAUGAAGUGGGCAUAAGAUGUCAAAAGUUAUUUCAGGAUUUUUUAGAAGAAUUUAAAGAAGAUGGUGAAAUAAAAUAUGUUAAACCAGCUGCCGAUUUGGAGUCACCCGAUCGCUGUACAUUGGAGGUCAGUUUUGACGAUGUUGAAAAGUAUAAUCAAAAUUUGGCCACCACUAUAAUAGAGGAGUACUAUAGAAUCUACCCUUAUCUGUGUCAAUCUGUUUCCAACUACGUCAAAGACCGCAUUGGCUUGAAAACCGAAAAAGAAUGUUAUGUUUCCUUUACCGAGGUACCGACACGUCAUAAGGUACGUGAUUUAACCACCUCGAAGAUAGGUACUUUAAUUCGCAUUUCCGGUCAAGUGGUGCGUACUCAUCCUGUACAUCCCGAACUGGUUUUGGGUGUUUUCAUGUGUUUGGAUUGUCAAACCGAGAUACGUAAUGUUGAGCAACAAUUUAAAUUUACCAAUCCCACCAUUUGUCGUAAUCCCGUUUGUGCCAAUCGUCGUCGUUUUAUGUUGGAUGUGGAAAAGUCGCUCUUUGUUGAUUUCCAAAAGAUUCGCAUUCAAGAAACCCAAUCGGAAUUGCCUAGAGGUUGUAUACCGCGUUCGGUGGAGAUUAUUUUACGUUCAGAAUUGGUUGAAACUGUUCAGGCGGGUGAUCGUUAUGAUUUCACCGGCACUUUAAUAGUGGUGCCCGAUGUGGGUGUUCUUAGUAUGCCGGGCGCUAAAGCAGAUAUGGGUUCACGCCAUAAGCCCGGAGAUGGUCCUGAAGGUCUGACGGGUCUUAAGGCUUUGGGCAUGCGAGAGCUUAACUAUCGUAUGGCCUUUUUGGCCUGCAGUGUACAGGCCACUAAUGUGCGUUUCGGUGGCACCGACUUGCCCAUGUCUGAGGUAACGGCUGAAGAUAUGAAAAAACAAAUGACCGAUGCCGAGUGGAAUAAGGUCUAUGAAAUGUCAAAGGAUCGUAAUUUGUAUAGUAAUUUGAUAACCAGUUUAUUCCCCUCGAUCUAUGGCAAUGAUGAGGUGAAACGCGGUAUAUUAUUGCAGCUGUUUGGUGGCGUAGGAAAGACCACACAUGAGAAAACCACUUUACGUGGUGACAUCAAUGUCUGCAUUGUCGGUGAUCCCAGUACGGCCAAAUCACAAUUCCUCAAACAAGUCGCUGACUUUUCACCACGAGCCGUCUACACUUCCGGUAAAGCCUCUUCGGCAGCUGGUCUUACUGCAGCCGUAGUAAGAGAUGAGGAAAGUUUCGACUUUGUCAUUGAGGCCGGUGCCCUUAUGUUGGCCGAUAAUGGCAUUUGUUGUAUAGAUGAAUUCGAUAAAAUGGAUCCUCGUGAUCAGGUAGCCAUUCACGAAGCUAUGGAACAGCAAACUAUAUCAUUGGCUAAAGCAGGUGUUCGUGCUACUCUUAAUGCUCGUACUUCUAUUUUGGCUGCUGCUAAUCCCAUUAAUGGCCGUUAUGAUCGUUCCAAAAGUCUACAACAGAAUAUUCAGUUAUCCGCACCCAUUAUGUCACGUUUUGAUUUAUUUUUCAUUUUGGUCGAUGAAUGCAAUGAAGUGGUGGAUUAUGCUAUAGCACGUAAAAUUGUCGAUUUACAUUCGAAUAUAGAGGAUAACAUUGAAAGAGCUUAUACUCGAGAAGAGGUUUUACGUUAUAUUACAUUUGCCAAACAAUUUAAACCGAUCAUUAGUCAAGAGGCCUGUAAACUUUUGGUUGAAAACUAUGGUCAUUUGAGGCAACGUGAUACUGGCACUUCGGGACGUAGCACUUGGCGAAUUACCGUACGUCAAUUGGAGUCCAUGAUACGUUUAAGUGAGGCUAUGGCUAAAUUGGAAUGUAUGAAUGAGGUGCAGGAACGUCAUGUUAAGGAGGCAUUCCGUUUGCUUAAUAAAUCCAUUAUAAGAGUAGAACAGCCGGAUAUUCAUUUAGAUGAUGAUGAUAUUGAUGAGGCAUUUACCGGCGAUGUAGAUAUGGAUCAUGGAAAUGGUACUAAUAAUGGCAGUGCCAUGGAUACGGGAGAGGGUGGCGAUGGUGAACUUAAUACUUCGGCCGGCCAGACGACCGGUUUGCAAAAGAAAAAACUUACUUUAUCAUUUGAAGAUUACAAAAAUCUCUCUACCAUGCUGGUUUUGCAUAUGCGCAACGAAGAGGCACGCUGUGAAGCGGAAGCCUCAGAUACGGGCAUGAAACGUAGUGAUGUAGUCACUUGGUAUCUAGAACAAGUGGCCGAUCAAAUUGAGUCGGAAGAUGAGUUAAUAUCACGUAAAAAUUUAAUAGAAAAAGUCAUAGAUCGUUUGAUUUAUCAUGAUCAAGUUAUUAUUCCCCUAAAAACGACCGAAUUGAAACAGCCCGGCAAGAGUCCCAAACGCACAGAGGAGGAUGAGGAAGAAGAUGAUCCUUUGUUGGUGGUACAUCCUAAUUAUAUUAUAGAAUAGUUUUGGCAAAGUUGAAGCAUUAUACUUUAAAUUUUAUAAAGAAAAAAUCUUCAUUCGGUUUCCAUAUACAUUGACUUUGUAGUUUUUAAGUUGGACCCUUGAUUAGAGGGUUAGAGUUACUUUUUUUAUGUUUAUAGAUUGUUAAGCAGGAAAUUAUUUCAAUAUUUUUGCAACAAAAUUUUUUUUAAAUAAAAACACCUAAAAGAAG